This is a messenger RNA of Dovyalis caffra, 504 nucleotides long. The record is from the annotation of a GenBank genome assembly. Lineage: Eukaryota; Viridiplantae; Streptophyta; Magnoliopsida; Malpighiales; Salicaceae.
AUGGGAGAAUCUGGUGAGACGUCGAAAGAGAAGGAGACGGAGGGAAAGUGUAUAAAUUGCAAGGACACUUAUGCAAAUGUGAACGGGGGAAGAGACUUUCAAAUUGGGGAUGCGGCAGACAACAGCUACCCAACAAAAGAGGUUUGUUUUGAUUUCAGCACCUAUAGACUGCCUUUCAGCAGUGUGGACUCUAAUUCAUCAGAUGAGAUUGACAAGGGCCCAUUUUUCCACGUGGAAAUAAUCGAGUUGACUACCUUAAUACUGUUUCCGUCCGAGGCUGAUGAUGUGAAUGAAAUAGACCCGUGGAAGAAGAGGGACAAUCUGUCUGAGAUCAUAACUAUCAGAGUUGAUCAGACCCAUCGGACGGUAUUGGACCCAGAGAAUCUACCCUUGAAUUGUUUGCAAACUUUUGUCCCUUCGCCAAUCACUCUGCUUUUUCUCAUCAACAAUGGUUCGGCUCUUUGGGCGUCUCCUCCAAUUUGGAAAUGGCCACAUGAGGCAUGA